CAGUGUAGGGUUACAGUCCAUUUAUGGGCGCAGCAGAGGGCAGAUAUCAGUGUCGAUGGCAUUCAUUCCAGCUAUUCUUAGCAGCCUCUCAGGAGCUCCACACGCCUGGCUGGGCAGCAAGGGACAGAGCAGAGGCCGCCGCUGUCAGCACCAGCAUGUCUUACAGCGUGACCCUGACGGGGCCUGGCCCCUGGGGCUUCCGCCUGCAGGGGGGCAAGGACUUCAACAUGCCUCUCACUAUCUCCCGGAUCACGCCGGGGAGCAAGGCGGCCCAGUCCCAGCUCAGCCAGGGUGACCUCGUGGUGGCCAUUGACGGUGUCAACACAGAUACCAUGACCCACCUGGAGGCCCAGAACAAGAUCAAGUCUGCCAGCUACAACCUGAGCCUCACACUGCAGAAGUCGAAGCGUCCCAUUCCCAUAUCUACGACAGCGCCCCCGAUCCAGUCCCCGCUGCCAGUGAUCCCCCACCAGAAGGUGGUAGCCAACUCUCCAGCCAACGCCGACUACCAGGAACGCUUCAACCCCAACGCCCUGAAGGACUCAGCCCUGUCCACCCACAAGCCCAUCGAGGUGAAGGGGCUGGGCGGCAAGGCCACCAUCAUCCACGCGCAGUACAACACGCCCAUCAGCAUGUACUCCCAGGACGCCAUCAUGGAUGCCAUCGCCGGGCAGGCGCAGGCUCAGGGCAGUGACUUCAGUGGGGCAUCGCCACUGGCGAGCCUUCCUGUUAAAGACCUUGCCGUAGACAGCGCCUCUCCUGUGUAUCAGGCUGUGAUUAAGAACCAGAACAAGCCGGAAGAUGAGGCUGAUGAGUGGGCCCGCCGCUCGUCCAACCUGCAGUCUCGCUCCUUCCGCAUCCUGGCUCAGAUGACAGGAACGGAAUACAUGCAAGACCCUGACGAAGAAGCUUUGCGAAGGUCAAGGCCCCAGGCCUCUGCCUGCAGUCCAGCCAAGGCGACCUCUCCAGCACCUGCCACCCAUACAUACAGCGAGGCCCCAGCAGCCCCUGCGCCCAAGCCCCGGGUUGUCACCACUGCCAGCAUUCGGCCUUCUGUCUACCAGCCAGUGCCUACAUCUACUUAUAGCCCAUCCCCAGGGGUCAAUUACAGUCCAACUCCCUACACACCCUCCCCGGCCCCUGCCUAUACCCCCUCGCCUGCCCCCACUUACUCCCCCUCCCCUGCCCCUGCCUAUACCCCGUCGCCUGCUCCCACCUACUCCCCCUCCCCAGCGCCAGCCUAUACUUCUUCACCUGCCCCAAGCUAUAACCCUACACCCUCGGUGACCUACAGUGGGGGCCCCACGGAAUCUGCCAGCCGCCCCCCGUGGGUGACAGAUGACAGCUUCUCUCAGAAGUUUGCCCCUGGCAAGAGUACCAGCUCCAUCAGCAAGCAGACUGUGCCCCGAGGGACCCCAGCCUACACCCUGAUAGGUUCCCAGGUGCCCCCCCUUGCCAGGGGCACCGUCCAGAGGGCUGAGCGCUUCCCAGCGAGCAGUCGGACUCCGCUCUGUGGACACUGCAACAAUGUCAUCCGGGGUCCCUUUCUGGUAGCCAUGGGCCGCUCCUGGCACCCAGAAGAGUUCAACUGUGCCUACUGCAAGACUUCCCUGGCAGAUGUGUGUUUUGUGGAAGAGCAGAACAACGUUUACUGCGAGCGGUGUUACGAGCAGUUCUUUGCCCCAAUCUGUGCCAAGUGCAACACGAAAAUCAUGGGGGAAGUGAUGCAUGCCCUGAGACAGACGUGGCAUACCACCUGCUUCAUCUGUGCAGCCUGCAAGAAGCCCUUUGGGAACAGCCUUUUCCAUAUGGAAGAUGGGGAGCCCUACUGUGAGAAAGACUAUAUCAAUCUGUUCAGCACCAAGUGUCACGGCUGCGAUUUCCCCGUGGAGGCUGGUGACAAAUUUAUCGAAGCCCUGGGGCAUACCUGGCACGACACCUGCUUCAUUUGCGCGGUCUGCCAUGUGAAUCUGGAGGGGCAGCCGUUCUACUCGAAGAAGGACAAACCCCUGUGCAAGAAGCACGCACACGCCAUCAAUGUGUAGGGAGCCCAGGGCAUCUGACGCGGACAGGCGGGGAAGCUGCUCCUGCCACUGGCAACAAAGGAUUCAAGGAGGCUGAUGUUUCUUUUGGGGGGAAAGGGGGAAGACAGGAAGCAACUGAGCCCUUUUGAAGUAUAAUUUUAGUCCUUUCUUCUGCACACAGAUUGUGUAUUUGCAUAGUUCAGACUAGAAGCCAAAUGAAGAUUCCUAAACCAAGCUAGUAAUUCAUCCAAGGCUGGAAUUGUACUUCAGACGUUUAGGACAGAAUUCCAAGAACUCAAAAGUGAAAAACAAAAAGUAACUUUCCCAAAGUGAUACACUUCCUGAGAUGGGUCACCAGAGCAGGGACAGAGCUCAGAGCAGCUGUGGGGAAUCUGAAGCGUCCUGUGGAGUUCUUUAGAGCUCCUCUGGCAAACAAAAUGAAGUGCCAAAUAGUCCUCGCUGCAGGGUAUUUUUAGAGCCAGAGCUGAGAGCUUGUUAGCUAAGACCAAUUGGGCUUUUCUCACCAAAAAAGGAAGUGUUAUUCCAUUACUCACGUCAUGGAGCUACCUCUGUGCAUCAGACUUCAGACCUUGAAAAGACUUGAACAUUCUAAAGGGAGCCCAGACAUGCGGAGUGAUGUUUUCUGGAGCCCCUGGGCGAUUGACCUGGCUUCUGGAAGGGCUCUGGCUCACACUGCUGACAGCUGAGGGAAGAUGGGCUCUUCAGCUCCCCUCUUUGUCUGAAGCAUCCGAUGUUCCAGAAGGCUUAGCUCCUUUUUGAGUUGCGACAGGAAAGUGGAAUUGGGUUUUUCCAGUUUUACUUGCUGUGUGUGAGUUUGAAAAAAACGCUGUGUUGUGUUUGGCCUUUGUUUUGCUUUGUGAGGUUAGUUAGCAUGAAUGUCCAGUCAUGUGCAUGUACUUCUCUCCCAGUGAGUAGUAUGACCACUCACUUAGGGAGUCUUCCUCAGCACCCCUUCCCCCAACAGGCUAGUGAACUGUGGAGAAGAAGAGAGAGAGAGAGAGAGACAGUGUCUGAAACUGGAUGGCAGAACAGGCUGAGGACGUGCCCCGACUCUGAGUGGGGAAGAGGCACCUUCCAUUCUGCCAGCCUCAGCCAGAAUGCAUGAGUUGGCAGGCCGUCCCACCUCUGAUCAGCACCGCCCUUCUCAUAUAUUCCUUUGAAUGCAGCGCACUGAUUAUGUACCAUCGCGUUGCAUGCUGGAGGAAAAAGAUGGGCUGAUACGUACUCAUCUUCCGUUUUGGCCAAUAUUUUGAAAAAUGUAUGAGCUGGCUUGAUCUAGCAAUUAUUUAAAUAUUUAUUGAAAUAGACUUGGGUCUCCAAACUUCUUUAAAAUAUUAGUGAUAGUUUGAGUUAAGUAAGCAUUUUAAAGCUGUUUGAGGAUAAAGAGAAAAGCUUUCGUUUCUGAGGUUGGAAAUGGUAUAUAGUCUCUUUCCCUUUUAGAAAGCACUGUUAUUAUGCUCGUUGAACAUGGCAUUGAAGCAAAUAGUUUGAGUGGAUGUUUCUCACUUGAGCACAAUACUUAGGCACUCUUCCAACUCACUACUAUGACUUUCUUCUCACUCCUCUUUUGGAUUUUCUCCUUGCACGCUUGAAAUCUUUUAUGAGAAUAUAUUAUAGAAUACUUUUUCUUCUGAGAACUGAGGCUUCCAGGUGACUGCAUUUCUCCCUGAAUAUGUCCCUUCUCCCCAGGAGAUGUGUCCGCAACAGGAGGCCUGUGUUUCUUUCCAAGGGUAAAGCCACCAAUGUUCCCCAUGGAGCACCGGGAAUGAUGUACAGGUGCUCCUACCACAGGACCCUUAUUGAACUUGGUGCUGUGAGAAAGUGAAUAUAAAGCACCAGGCAGAGUCAAAUCUGUGGGGAGUGCCUGGAGAUUUUUCAGGAGCUGCAAACAAGUACCUUGCAGCAUUCUGUUACUUUUGGAAAAUUCAAAUAUACAGGACAAGGAGGUUGCUGACUCUGCAGAAAGGCUCUAGGCAGGUUUUUUCUUUAAAAACAAACAAAAAACCCAAAACUAUUAAAUUAUCAAGGACUGGUCUUGAGCAAAGGAAAAAAGUUCCCUAGAGUUAAGUGUCCAAAACUUAGAAGAAUUUACACACACACACACACACACACACACACACACGCACACACACAAUCAUAAAAAAGUGUGUGAUCAUUAAAAGGAAAAGUUGAAAUAUCUCAAAGGAGAACUUCCUCAUAGUCGUUUAUUGAAUCGUUUUUGUUUUUUUACAUCUCAGAGCUAGAGUAGAUUCUGAGGGACUCUUAUUUACCAAAACACAAAAUAUUUACCAAAGCACAAACAAACAAACAAAACUUUUAAAAGUAGCAGGGAAAGGAAGUAGUUUUGAAUGUGGUUUCCUCCGUGUCUGUAAGUUUGGCAUAGCAUCGGGGUUAAGGUUGUGUCUAUUUCAAAUUAACAUCAUGUAUGGCCUAUAACACCUAACACAAUUUUUAAUAGUUCAUGGUGGAGAAUACACUUCGGAUCUACAGUUCUUGUCUCAUAGUUGACAUUUAUAUAACAUUUGUAAACAUUAACUUUUUGCAACUGAAUGACUUGUGUUUGCAGUGUUUGUGUUAGGAAUCUAGCUUUUAUAAUGUUAACUUUUCAACCCAUGUACUUUUGCUUUGGGAUUUUUUUUUUUUUUUAAGAUUUCAGAAGUGGAUUAUAGUGUGUUAGAGGUGUGCACAAAAAUAUUUUGCAUGGUUUUUUUUUUGCCCGUGUGAAUUCUACUUUUUAGCAAAAUAAAACCCCCCAAAAGGCUGUGCAAAUACAGAUUUUUCUGUGUAAAGUUUUUUGCAUGUGACACCAAAAGCAGGUUUUUUUCUAUGUGGCCAUAAAUAAAAGUUCAAGACAAAACAAAAUACCCUGUGGAGAAGAAACAGAUACAACUCAACUUGCUCUGUUGGCUGUGUGGCCCAAAGGCAGUUUACAUGUGAAUAAUACAAAGCAAAUCAUUUUGCAUGCAAAGAGAAUUUUCCAGGUAUAUAAUAAACUGAAGACCAAACUUUGCCUUUUCUUUUUGGAAAAGUUUAUUUAUUUACCUACUUGGUGAUUAAAUAUUUCAUAUUAAUUAAUUUUUAUUCUGCUCUAAAUGACUUAAUUCCUAGAAAAGUUGCUGUAUUUUCUUCCAUAUCUUUAGUUUUGAGAUAAGCGCAGAGAAAAAUCCU
Rhinolophus ferrumequinum (greater horseshoe bat) is the source of this 5213-nucleotide messenger RNA. It is a transcript of the gene LDB3, whose product is annotated as LIM domain binding 3. Gene Ontology annotation, cellular component: stress fiber; Z disc; filamentous actin. The record is from RefSeq and is a predicted model, not a curated record. Lineage: Eukaryota; Metazoa; Chordata; Mammalia; Chiroptera; Rhinolophidae. The coding region runs from base 24 to 2045 and encodes 673 amino acids. The transcript is spliced from 15 exons. Gene Ontology annotation, biological process: heart development; actin cytoskeleton organization; muscle structure development. Gene Ontology annotation, molecular function: muscle alpha-actinin binding; actin binding.